Molecule: messenger RNA, 886 nt
Organism: Hippopotamus amphibius kiboko
Lineage: Eukaryota; Metazoa; Chordata; Mammalia; Artiodactyla; Hippopotamidae
Gene: BID
Product: BH3 interacting domain death agonist
Exons: 6
Coding region: 182-757 (191 amino acids)
Biological process (GO): positive regulation of intrinsic apoptotic signaling pathway; positive regulation of extrinsic apoptotic signaling pathway; positive regulation of release of cytochrome c from mitochondria
Cellular component (GO): cytoplasm; cytosol; mitochondrion
Source: RefSeq, a predicted model, not a curated record
GCCGGAACUACAGGAAGUGGGCGCGCAGCGGCUGCGCGCUUCGCCCCCGGGGACUUCGGCUUUUUCGCGCCUGCCUUCCGCGCCUAGCGCCUCGCGCCUCGCCAUCCCGCCGCCUCGCGUCGCGGUGGGAGGCUGCCGACCCGCACCCCUGUGAGCCAGAGCCCGCGAGGCUGCCUGGGCCAUGGAUUCGAAGGUCAGCAACGGCGCCAGCCUCCAGGAUGAGCGUACCACAAACCUGCUCGUGUUCAGCUUCCUCCAGAGCUGCUCCCACUCCAGCUUCCACAGAGAGCUGGAGGCGCUGGGCCACGAGCUGUCUGUGCACACGGCCCAGGAUGAUGAGCUGCAGACGGACGGCAACAGGUGCAGCCGCCUCGAGGGGGCGGCGGAGACAGAUUCUGAAAGUCAAGAAGCAGCGGUCCGGGACAUCGCCAGGCACCUCGCCCAGAUUGGGGACAGCAUAGAGAGCAGCAUCCACCCGGGGCUGGUGGCCGGCCUGGCCGCACAGUUCAGGAACAGGAGCCUGUCGGAGGAGGACAGAAGGCGGUGCCUGGUGGCCGUGCUGGAGCAGCUUAUGCGGCCCUACCCUGCAGACGUGGACCGCGAGAAGACCCUGCUCCUGCUGACCAUGCUCGUGGCCAAAAAGGUGGUCGACCACUCGCCAGCCUUGCUCCGAGACGUCUUUUGCACCACAGUGACCUUCAUCAAUCAGAACCUGCUCGCCUACGUGCGGAACUUAGUCCGAAACGAGAUGGACUGAAUGGACGACUCAGCAGAGCACAACUGGUUAAAACUUGACACGGUGACAGCAGUGUAGCUGCCUCCACAGAGCUGGAGCCUCAGCCAUUUAAACACGCUCAGAGAAGACAGGAGAUGACAGCUAUGUCUC